UCCCCAAAGUUGGAAACGAUGUUUUCUUCUGCUAAGAGAGCUUUUAAAAUGAUACAGUCCUGGAAGUGUUUCUUUUUACUCGUGAUUUUCUUUCUAUCUACAGCAGAAGGUCUGGAUACGGAAUGCGUCUCGGGAAAUAUUCUAGAGUUGGAUCUGAUCAAAAAUCCAGUGGGCAACUUGUAUUCUCCAGGCUAUAAACAAUCGAAAUCAUACCCAAAUGAAGUAGAAUGUGGCUUUAAUCUAACAAGCAGUGAAGGCACGUAUAUUCGGCUAAAGUUCAAUGUACUUAAUAUCACUCAAAAUCCCACCUGCAGCGAUGAUCAUAUAAUAGUUAAUUAUAUGGACAGCAAUGGCACUCUGGCUACAGCGGGAUUCUACUGUGGAAAGCUAAACGUUCCAGAUAUGAUUUCACCUUUUAAUGCUGUACAAAUAAAAUUCAAAAGUGGAUACUUCGGUACAAGUGUAGGAUUCAACAUCACAUACAGAGUGGUCUCCAGCCGCAGUCUUUGUCUUCCUGGACAGUUUCAGUGCCGCAAUCGUAAAUGUUUGCCAAAUAACAGCUCUUUAUGCAAUGGUGAUGAUGAAUGUGGCGAUGGCACGGAUGAAGAAAAUUGUGAUUAUGCAGCAGCAACUUUUGAAACAUGCGGAACACCAGAAGUUCAACCAGUUAUUGGCAAACAUCCUCUGGAUCGAAUUGUGGGAGGACGUCAGGCUGUAAGAGGUAGCUGGCCGUGGCAAGUUGACAUGCAGUAUGCAGUCAUCCUACCCAAUGGCCAUUUCUGCGGAGGAACAUUACUAAAUUCACAGUGGUUUGUGACAGCUGCUCAUUGUUUCCAACAACUUCGUUUUCCAUAUCAGAUUAGAGUUCAUUUAGGAAACCAUCACAAAUAUAAACCUGAUCCUUAUGAGAUAGUACGUUAUGUGAAAGAUUAUUUCAUUUAUGGAGUUGCAAAAGAAGAUUUUUUGAGAGAUGCGGAAUUCAGCAUGUCACACGACUUAGCACUUGCAAAACUAAAUGCACCUGUAGCUCCAAAUCCUCAUGUUCAACCAGCAUGCUUGCCUCAGCAAAAUGAGGAACUAAGGAUUGGAGAAAAAUGUUGGUCGACUGGAUGGGGCUUAACAAGAGGGUCUUCAUCAGAACAUGCUCUGAAACAGGCUGAACAUCCUAUUUUGAAUGAAAAAAAGUGUUAUAAUGAUUUUCAAGAAUUUGAAAAUAAAACUAUGAUUUGUGCUGGACGCUUGGAUCCUCUUCAUGGUUUAUGUCAUGGAGAUAGUGGAGGCCCUCUUGUGUGCCAGAAGAGUGGACAUUGGUAUGUCUAUGGUGCUACAAGUUUUAUAACAAGGGUGAAUUAUAUUGAUGGUUUAUGUGGUAUGGCUGACACACCAGCUGUUUUUAAUAAAGUUUCAGCUAAAAUAGACUGGAUAGAAGAUACUAUGCAAGCAAAUACCUAGGAAAUUAAUUGUAUUCUUAAAAUAUUGAGAUAUUCAGUAGUGUUUUUAAAGAUAAUGAUUUUUUGAAAAAGGAAUCUAAUUUCACCAUGCUGCUCAGUCCUGUUGUAAAGAGUCUUUAAGCAUAAAAUAAAAAAUUUUCAUUUGAUUCCCAA
Stegodyphus dumicola is the source of this 1604-nucleotide messenger RNA. Its product is annotated as chymotrypsinogen A-like. The record is from RefSeq and is a predicted model, not a curated record. Gene Ontology annotation, molecular function: protein binding; serine-type endopeptidase activity. Lineage: Eukaryota; Metazoa; Arthropoda; Arachnida; Araneae; Eresidae. Gene Ontology annotation, biological process: proteolysis.